Tupaia belangeri chinensis (Chinese tree shrew) is the source of this 6325-nucleotide messenger RNA. RefSeq names its product kelch like family member 28 (gene KLHL28). The coding region runs from base 224 to 1942 and encodes 572 amino acids. The record is from RefSeq and is a predicted model, not a curated record. Gene Ontology annotation, molecular function: protein binding. NCBI's taxonomy places the organism in Eukaryota, Metazoa, Chordata, Mammalia, Scandentia, Tupaiidae. The transcript is spliced from 6 exons.
CUCCCCGCCCCGCGGGUAAGAGUUAGGGUUGGACCAGCCUGAGCGAGGAUCCUGUCCGGGCUUCCCUUGUCCACCGCUCCUCCUCCUGUCGCUGCCGGCGUGAUUCUUGGGACUCAGAUGUGAUAAAUAUCAGUCUCAGAGAACAGGAAAAUAUGCCAGCUUGUUCCAUAGGCUCACUAAUGAAAUUAUACCAUCAGUUGAAUUCUACUGCAAAUAAAAUUGAAUGAUGGACCACACAUCCCCGACCUACAUGCUUGCUAACUUAACCCACUUACAUUCUGAACAACUUCUGCAGGGCUUGAAUCUUCUUCGUCAGCAUCACGAACUCUGUGACAUCAUUCUUCGAGUAGGUGAUGUUAAAAUUCAUGCUCACAAGGUGGUACUUGCCAGCAUCAGCCCAUAUUUCAAAGCUAUGUUCACUGGAAACCUUUCUGAAAAAGAGAACAGUGAGGUUGAAUUUCAGUGCAUUGAUGAAACUGCCCUCCAGGCCAUUGUGGAGUAUGCCUACACAGGGACUGUUUUUAUUUCUCAGGACACAGUUGAAUCUCUCCUUCCAGCAGCAAACUUACUCCAAAUAAAACUUGUACUUAAAGAAUGUUGUGCUUUUCUUGAAAGCCAACUCGAUCCUGGUAACUGUAUUGGAAUUUCUCGUUUUGCAGAGACCUAUGGUUGUCGUGAUCUUUAUUUGGCAGCCACUAAAUAUAUAUGUCAGAAUUUUGAAGCUGUUUGCCAGACAGAAGAGUUUUUUGAGCUUACACAUGCUGAUUUGGAUGAAAUUGUUUCAAAUGAUUGUUUGAAUGUAGCUACCGAAGAGACUGUUUUUUAUGCAUUAGAGUCUUGGAUCAAGUAUGAUGUACAAGAACGUCAGAAAUACUUAGCACAGCUACUAAACAGUGUACGAUUACCAUUACUGAGUGUUAAGUUCCUCACAAGACUAUAUGAAGCAAAUCAUCUUAUCCGUGAUGAUCGCACUUGUAAACAUCUUUUGAAUGAAGCCCUGAAGUACCACUUUAUGCCCGAACAUAGACUCUCUCAUCAGACAGUCUUGAUGACACGACCUCGCUGUGCUCCCAAAGUACUUUGUGCGGUAGGAGGAAAAUCUGGACUCUUUGCCUGUUUGGAUAGUGUGGAGAUGUACUUUCCUCAGAAUGACUCCUGGAUUGGUUUGGCACCCCUAAACAUUCCUCGCUAUGAAUUUGGAAUAUGUGUUUUAGACCAAAAAGUAUAUGUGAUAGGAGGUAUUGAAACUAAUGUGCGUCCUGGCGUCACUAUCAGAAAACAUGAAAAUUCAGUAGAAUGCUGGAAUCCUGAUACAAAUACCUGGACUUCUCUAGAGAGAAUGAAUGAGAGUCGAAGUACCCUUGGUGUAGUAGUGCUUGCAGGAGAACUUUAUGCUCUAGGUGGUUAUGAUGGACAGUCUUACUUACAAUCUGUAGAGAAGUAUAUUCCCAAAAUAAGAAAAUGGCAACCUGUGGCACCAAUGACUACAACAAGAAGUUGUUUUGCUGCAGCUGUAUUGGAUGGAAUGAUAUAUGCCAUUGGUGGGUAUGGGCCUGCCCACAUGAACAGUGUGGAACGUUAUGAUCCAAGUAAAGACUCCUGGGAGAUGGUUGCAUCCAUGGCAGAUAAGAGGAUUCACUUUGGCGUGGGUGUUAUGCUUGGCUUUAUUUUUGUGGUAGGUGGACAUAAUGGUGUGUCACAUUUGUCAAGCAUUGAAAGAUAUGACCCUCAUCAAAAUCAAUGGACUGUGUGUAGACCAAUGAAAGAACCCAGAACAGGAGUUGGUGCUGCGGUAAUUGAUAACUACCUUUAUGUGGUUGGUGGACACUCAGGGUCUUCCUAUCUGAAUACUGUGCAGAAAUAUGACCCUAUCUCAGAUACAUGGCUGGAUUCAGCAGGCAUGAUAUACUGUCGCUGCAAUUUUGGAUUAACUGCACUUUGACAAGUGUGAACGCUCAGAAAUAGUGUAGUGGUGAAACAUGCCGCAUGAGAAGAUGAUGGUUUUCUGAAACCCAAAAGCUGCAUUGCUUUGUUUUUAACUUGAAGUGGCAUGAAGACUGAAAGUUUUGUUGGGUACUAUGAACUGACAAGUGGUUUGGGUUGCUCUUGAUUACACAGUAAAUCAAUAAUCCAAAAAAAAAAAAGAAAAAAAAAAAAAAGGAAAGACCAUGCCAAUUGAAUUGUGCACUUUUUCCCUAAGACUGGGAUAGACUAGUUUUAUGUUCAUAUGUUUGUAAGUGUACAUCUAGAGAAAACCUUGCUUCUUUUUUCAGUUUAGCUCUCCUUCCUUUUUAUGCACCGUGACUUAAUAGGAUGAGAGAUGCUUUAGUUGUUGGAGUGUAUUGAAUGACUGCACAGAGUGUUGAUACUGCUUGUUGGAUGUCAGUUCAUACGCUUCACAUUUAAAAAAACAAAAACAAAUAAAGGGCUGUGUUUUUCGUUUUUUCAUUUUGUUUUAUUUUGGUUUUGGUACUUUAAAGGGUUGUAUAUACAUGCCAUGGUGAGUUGUCUGAAUACUCUUCUUGCUAAAUGGUUUUAGGGUUGGAAAUGUAUUAAGUUUGCCAACAAUAGCUUUUACUAUCAUGAUAUUUGAGAUCCUAUUUUAAGGAGUCAAAUAUAUGCUUCUCCUAUAUGGGCAGAUUGAUGCUGGGUGAAUUUGGCUACCUAUCUAUACUGUGGUAAGCAUGGAUAGAAAGAAUUAAUCAUAUUAGUUCUUUUAGUUUUUCUUUAGUAGUACAGUAGGCUUUCUAGUAUCAAUGUAAAUAUUUUAGAAGUAUAUAGUACCACUUUUAGUGCAUAUUAAGUUUUCAUAUAUCCUUGUAUUUAUUUCAGUUUUUUAAGACUUUUGUUUUUUCAAAGUGUUCAGAUAUAAAAAUGGUGCUAAUGGCAGGAUCUAUAACAAGGCUACAUCUGAUGUUCUUUUGGAUGUUCAGUAUGCACUAUGCAUGACAUUUGAUAGUCCUUCAUUUUUACUGGCUUGAUUUGUUUGUGCUUAUUUAAAAUGUUACUGAUUACAUUAAUGUUACAUCCAAAAAUCAUCUAAAUGGCCUGUUAUGCUUUUCAUGGUUCCUGAAUAGUAAUUUAAAGAGAGAUACACCUUUGAUCUUCUUUCUUCUUGUGCGAGAUAUUACAGAUCCUUCUGAAAAACAGAAAUAUAUGCACUAAAUAUAAAGCACUAGGCAGUUGUGCAUUACUUUGUACAUUUCUUAGGUAACUGAAUAUUUUAAAGUUAUUGAGGAAAACUGGAAUUUGAUGUUUACUUGAGAAAUGGUUCUAAAUUUGCUUCUACUUUGAUUUAAAAAGGGUAUUUUAAAGCAAAAUUGUUUGCUAUAUAGCCAGUGACAGCUUAUUUUAAAGAAGUGGUUAACUUAUUUUAGCAUGUUAUAGUACAUGUUUGUUAGUCAUAAACCUCUUAACUUGCAUUUUAUUAUGAUGCUGGUACUUGUAUUUUGGUACUAUGAUUAUUUUGCUUGCUUUUUUUUUAACCUGCCCACUAUCUCUUUUUAAAGUUUCUGUGAGACCCAUUUAUAUUUUUUUUCCUAAGAGGAAAAUUCAUACUGCAUUCUUAAGUGCCAUAAUGUUUUAAACGAUUCUUAAGAAGCCAUUGGUAAUUAUACAACAUAGGUUUAUUUGUUAGCAUAUAUGUCAUUUCUUAAAAAUCUGUAGCCAGGCAAUUUGCAGUUUUCCUUAUUCUUCCAUAAACUGCCACUUGUAGAUGUGAAUAGAUACUACAGAACUGUGUAAAAGCAUCUUUAAUCAUAAAAAUAGUAUCAUGCUUUACAAAUAUUUGCACAGAUUAUAAAGCUUUGCAAGUGAAUUUUAGUCUCUUCUAAUUUAGAACUCAGCAGGAGCUACUAAUAAAAUUGAGUCUAUUUUCUAUGUUGCUUGUUUGAAUAACAUAAUAUAUAGCAAUAACUUUUUCAUUGAUUUGAAUAAAUCUGUUGAAUAGAAAUAAGGUGCACUAUUAUGGUAGGCCUAGAUUUUAUUUAAAGGAAAGUAAUUUAAAAUAGAUUCCUUCACAUAUUUAAAUUCCCGAUUCAGAUUUCUUUAUUUAAAUCAGUCAAAUGAUCAGAUUUUACUAUUUUACUCUCUCCCAGAAGAUAAGGGAAUUCGAAAGCUUAGAAAAUUUAAGAGAAUUUGAAAGACUGCAGAAAAUUAAUUGUAAACACAUCUGUACUACACAUUUUAUUUUAACAAUAUUUUAUUCAUGUAUCAUUGCCACUCUCAAAUUAGUGUAAAAUUUAUAAUCAUUUGGUAUAUUAGAUUAAAAAAAUAUAUACUGAUCAUUGGUUUUGAAAAUCUAAAUUUCACAUUGGUGAAGACUGCAUAUGAAACAUCUUGGGCAAUAGUAGGAACCAUGUACCGGUAAAUAAACUAUGAAAACUUUGAGGGGAAUAGAAGAAGCAGUCAAACCCUAGGAAUAUGUUUAUUUUAGAAAUGCUAAACCUGCUGUACUGUUCACCACAACUAGAGCUACUGAUAUGACCUGACAACAGGUGAGUUUACAAUAGAGCCUUCUACUAGAAACUAUAAAUUUUUAAGAAAUUUUAUUAUGCUCUGCUGACAAAUUUUGAAUUUAAAGCCACAUAUUUUUUAUGUUAAUAAGGAUCCAAGUGCUUGGUACUAAUUUUCAGGGUUAAAGGUAUUAGAAAUAACCAUAAUAUUGAGGGAAGGAGGGGCUAUUUAAGAUUGCCCAGAAAUAUUUUGGAAAAGAAUGGCAAUGAGAAAUCGAAGUUUAUCAGUUGCAAGACAAUAGCCAUUCUAUGAUUAUGUUAAUGUGUUAAGAAUGCUUGGUUAUUUAAUAUUCAUCGGAUAUAGUAUUAGAAAUUAAGUGAUUUUUAAUGUAGCCCAAAGGAUAGUUACAAGUUCCGUAUGUAAUUGCUAAUAUUGUUUGAAAAAUGAGUGACUGUUACAUUAUGGAAAGUGGUAUCAAGUGACAGGAAAACGGCAUUAGGUUUUGAUUGUUUGACACAUAUGGACAGAUAAGAAACGUUCUGUUAAGAUGGUGUGAGGGCUAGGAGUAUAAGUGAGAUACACUCUUUUCACUCAAAGAGUAAACUACAGUGUGAGGAGGCCUGUACUCACUCGAAUCAUUGUUUUGGUGAAGUAUGAACCUAAUUCUUUAUCUUCCAUAACAUUUGAAGUGAUGAGAGACCUGCUUUAUAUAUAAAUGUAUUUUAGUGUCCAGAUAGAUUUUGUUGGUAUGAAAAAGAACUACUAAAAAAAACCCCAGUGCUUAUAGAACUCCAAAUUUUCUGUAAUUGGAUAGUUUGUUUUCUGUUAGAAGAAAAAAACAAAACUAUGGGUGGGGGGAUCUAUUUCCUUUAGUAUCAAGACUGGCUAACAUUGAGGAAAAUAAUAUGUAUAUAUAACGCCGUGUUUAUUUUUAGCUUUGGUGUUGGAUUGCUAGUAUUGUCACCUAAGUGCUCAUUUUCAGGAAAAUCAGAUUCUACAAUAAACUUAACAGUUCAAUAAACUUGUGAUAACCUCUAUAACCUCCGUCGUCUGAAAGUAAAAUUACAAGAUGUCACAUGUCAAGUUAACAUCCAGUUCUUCCUAACCUUUUUUCCCUUUGUAAACAGCACUUUAGACAUGAUUUAAUUAGAUAACGAUUAUUCUGUGGUUAGAUAUGUAUUGGAUUUUCACUUAAAGUAUAUUCAGUGUUGAUACAUAUUUGAAAAGAAUGAGGAAUACGAUAUAUUUUAAAUAUAGUAGGUUUACAGACUUUCUUAUCGGUGUGAACAUGGAGUCAAAUAAAAAUCCAGUUUACAUCUCUGCAGAGAGAAAAAUUGUUAUCCAUGUGUCUUUUAUAUUACACAUAUUUAACUAGAGAUAAUUUAUUGUUAAUUUUGUCAACUUAUCAUGUGUAAGUCCAACUUAUUUUAAAAUACUAAGCAAAAAGUUCCAAGUUUGCCUUAAAAUACAACUGAAAUUAAAGAACUGGAUGAUAAUGCCUAUAUUUUUGCCUUAUGAAUUGUGCUGUAUCAUAAACCAGAGAUGGUUUUGAUCUUAACAGGAUUCUGAAAUUUUGUAGGUGUGGAGUACUAAUGUUUGUACUCCUGCAAAGAAUGUGAUCUAGGUGUGGAUUAUUUUCAUGUUUAAAUGUUUCUGUAUAAGUAUUUUACCUCUGAUUAUGUACCUUUUUAGCAUCAGGGUUUUAUUUUAUUUUUGUUUACAUAGUAACGUGGCAUUUAACUUGCUGAAGGUUGUGUUCUUUUGUCUUAUUUUUAAAGUUCUCUGUGUAUUAUUGUGGUAAUGCUCUGUAAUGAUUAUGGCUAAAUUUCAUUUAAUGUGAAAUGUUUAAAAUAAAAAUGGAAAAACAUGA